AUGAUGAUGAAACCUUUCCUUCUCUCGAAUUUAUCCUCUCCGCCACCACUCAUCAAUUCCCACCGCCUUCAAUGUAAAUCCCCUCCUCCGCUCUCCGCCGAUCAUGUCGGAGCCCUAACUCGAAUUCUCCGAAAUGGAGUUUCCAUCGUUCUCUCGGUUGGAAUUCUAUUAUCUUCACCAACGCCCUGUUUGUCAAUUGCAAUUGACUCGUCGCCGUCAGUUCGAUCAUCGCCUCCUGUUUAUUUGACUGAGAAGGACGCCAAUUGUCGUGAAGACGAAGCACAGGGCGAGAGGACCGUGGAUAAUAGUGAUACACCUCAAAUGGUGACUAAUGAAGGCUUAGUGGAAGAAGCGUGGGAGAUUGUGUAUGAGAGCUUUCUUGAUACCAGUCAACGACACCGUUGGUCUCCUGAAUCUUGGCUUCAAAAGAAGGAAAAUGUUUUGGGCACAUCAAUUAAGAGUAGGUCAAAAGCUCAUGAUAUUAUUCGGCGGAUGCUGGCAAGUUUGGGUGACCACUACACUAGAUUUCUCACUCCAGCGGAGUUUUCCAAGAUGGCGAGAUAUGAUAUGACUGGGAUUGGAAUUAAUCUGAGGGAAAUUCCAGAUGACACUGGAGGUGUGAAACUGAAGGUUCUGGGGAUCCUUCUUGAUGGCCCUGCUCAUAGUGCUGGUGUGAGGCAGGGAGAUGAGUUGCUGACAGUUAAUGGGAAAGAUGUUAAGGGAAAAUCUGCCUUUGAAGCAUCAUCCUUACUACAAGGCCCCAGUGAAACAUUUGUAAACAUCACGGUUAAGCAUGGAAAUUGUGGACCUGUGGAAGCCAUUGAAGUCCAGAGGCAAUCAGUUGCAAAAACUCCUGUUUUUUAUCGAUUGGAGCAGAUUGAAAAUGGUGAUUCUGUUGGCUACGUACGUCUGAAAGAGUUUAAUGCGCUGGCUAGAAAAGAUUUGGUUACAGCAAUUAAGCGUCUUGAGGACAUGGGUGCUACCUAUUUUGUUCUUGAUCUUAGAGAAAACCUCGGAGGAUUGGUGCAGGCUGGUAUUGAAAUUGCUAAAUUGUUUCUAAAUAAAGGCGAGACGGUGACUUAUACAGUUGGUCGGGAUCCACAGUAUGUCCGGAAUAUUGUAGCAGAAGUUCCACCUCUGGUCACAGCUCCUGUUAUUGUUUUGGUGAAUAAAAACACUGCUAGUGCAAGUGAGAUUGUGGCCACGGCAGUUCAUGAUAAUUGCAGAGCUGUUCUUGUUGGGGAGAGGACAUAUGGGAAGGGCCUGAUUCAAUCUGUAUUUGAGCUACAUGAUGGAUCUGGUGUGGUAGUCACUGUCGGGAAGUAUGUUACUCCAAACCAUGUGGACAUAAAUGGUAAUGGGGUGGAACCUGAUUUUCAGAGCAUUCCUGCUUGGUCUGAGGUCAUGAAACAUUUGUCAAAAUGCCAUAAACCACAAGAGGGUCCUGAAUUGAGCAUUGCGCAGAAUUGA
Molecule: messenger RNA, 1470 nt
Organism: Oldenlandia corymbosa var. corymbosa
Lineage: Eukaryota; Viridiplantae; Streptophyta; Magnoliopsida; Gentianales; Rubiaceae
Source: the annotation of a GenBank genome assembly